Xenia sp. Carnegie-2017 is the source of this 1038-nucleotide messenger RNA. RefSeq names its product piggyBac transposable element-derived protein 3-like. NCBI's taxonomy places the organism in Eukaryota, Metazoa, Cnidaria, Anthozoa, Malacalcyonacea, Xeniidae. The transcript is spliced from 3 exons. The record is from RefSeq and is a predicted model, not a curated record. Bases 1 to 1038 code for a protein of 345 amino acids.
AUGGAAAGGCAACAUUUUGAUGCUCACAAUGUUCUCGACAUCCUUGAUUGUGACAAUAGUGAUGCUGGUGAUUCAGAUAGCAGCAGUGACAACGAAUGUUGGGAACAGAUACAGCUAAAAGCUUUGCUGAUUGGAGAAUACUCUGGCAGCAGUGAUGAUGAUGGUAAGUUUGAAAAUGUGAGUGGGGAAAUUGAUGAUAGUGAUGACAAUGAUGAUAACAUGCCCCUAGCUUCAAUACGAACAAGUAAGCCGAGUUGGAGAAAAACUUCAUUUGUUGUGUCGGAAACUAGUGUAACAUUUACUGGUCCAAACAUUGAAGCCCCAGUGAACAUGGAAACAAAAACUCCUCUUCAAUAUUUUAAGCAAUUUGUGAGUGAUGAUAUGCUUCAAAAUUUGCUGACAAGCACCAAUGAAUACAGUGUCCAAAAGUCUGGAAACUCAAUAAACACUAAUAAAAAAGAGAUAGAACAACUCAUCUGUAUGUUUUUUCAUAUGGGGCUUGUAAGGAUGUGGAAUGGAGUUCGACAGUAUUGGGAAUCUGCUACUGCAUACAGUCCUGUUUGUGAUGUCAUGAGUCGUAAUCAAUUUCAGCUUUUGUUGAGAAUGCUUCAUUUUGUGAACAAUUUGUUGGUAUCUGACAAUGACAAGAGAGACAAAUUGUGGAAAAUUCGACCAUGGCUUGAAAAAAUGAGAGAAAACUGCCUGAAACUUAUUCCAGAAGAGCACAAUUCAAUUGAUGAAAUGAUGUGUAAAUACAGAGGAAGGACAAGUCCCAUUCGACAAUAUAUCAAGAGUAAACCACAUCCAUGGGGAUUCAAGGUCUGGUGUAGAGCAGGUGACAGUGGAAUAUUGUACGAUUUUGAUGCUUACCAAGGUGGAAAUGGGAAAAGAAGUCAAUUGGGCCAAGGAGCCGAUGUAGUACUAAAGCUGACCUCAACUUUUUUGAAUGUGCCUGAAGAACCAAAACGGCGUAACAUCAAACUGAUAUUUCAUGACUUUGCGAGAGACUUUUCAACUGGCGAACUUAUCGUAAAUUAA